GGAGGCAGGGCUGGAAGUCGAUGACGCACGGGGAAGCUCUGGCUAAUGGGAAUCAUGCCCUCCUCGGGCUCUAUAAAGAGGUGGACGCUGCAAAGGCACACUUGUCGGAUACUCGCGGGUGCGUACACAGAGCUGCGCACACAAACACACACAGAGGCUCGUGUUCACGCCGGGGCAAGCAUUCGAACCCAGGGAACCUUAAGCGUGCGGAAAAUUCUCCUGGCAAGUUCGGUGACAGCACUCCCAGUUCAUUGGCCAUGGAAGGCGUCCCAAUUUCCCCUAGAGCUGAACGACGGCCGCUACGGGCUCCAGCCCCACUUCUUCCCACUAGGCAGAUAGAGAAAACAGGCACUGCUCGCACACCGGCGGAGAAGCGGAGAGGUGCCCAGUGCAAUGGGUACGCUGCGAAGGAGCAACCCGGGCCAGAGCGGAGCGAGCGCGAGGAAAAGCCUAGGGGCCUGGAGGAAAAGAGCGCCCAGCCGGUGGACUUUUGGAAGACGGAGAGGACUCGCAGCGUGGAGGAUAAUGAGCUGAAUCUGCCCAGCCUAGCGGGCGCUUACUCCACCAUCCUGCGCUCUCUGGGGGAGGACCCAGAGAGGCAGGGACUACUCAAGACACCCUGGAGGGCGGCAACAGCCAUGCAGUUCUUCACUAAGGGCUACCAGGAGACCAUUUCAGAUAUCCUGAAUGAUGCCAUAUUUGAUGAAGACCAUGAUGAGAUGGUGAUUGUAAAGGACAUAGACAUGUUUUCAAUGUGUGAGCAUCACUUAGUGCCAUUUGUUGGAAAGGUUCAUAUAGGUUAUCUUCCUAACAAACAACUCCUUGGCCUCAGCAAACUUGCCAGGAUUGUGGAAAUCUAUAGUAGGAGAUUACAAGUUCAAGAGCGUCUUACAAAACAAAUUGCAGUAGCAGUCACAGAGGCCCUGCGGCCAGCUGGAGUUGGAGUGGUUGUUGAAGCAACACACAUGUGCAUGGUAAUGCGAGGGGUACAGAAAAUGAACAGCAAAACAGUCACCAGCACAAUGUUGGGUGUAUUUCGGGAAGAUCCAAAGACCCGGGAAGAAUUCUUAACACUCAUUAAGAACUGAAUUGGAGGCAUAUAAAAUAUGAUCAGAAGAUUGUUACUGCUAGUGGCAUUGUCUGUUUGUAUAUUAUAUUUAAAAUGUUACAGUAGUGAGAUCUUUCUUGUCAUUAACUGUCAUUUAAAAUUAUUUAUAGGAAAUAAAAAAUAUUAGAGAAGCCCUGUGGUUUAUCUUCGCCACCUUUUUAGCAGGAUUUUGGAAAUAAGCUGCUGGUUGAGUUUAAAAUAGACAAAACUGUCAUCCAGAUACCAGGACUUAGAUGAGAAUUUAUUUGAUCAGAAUAGCCUGAUUAUUUAUGAUGCAAUAAAUUAGGGAGGGAAUAUUGGCAGAAAUGAUAUUGAUCAUACUAAGUUAAAAUGGUGCCAGUUCUCUAUGUGCUUAAAAAAAUUGAAAUAUUGCUAUGGCAUUGCUGAACUGAUGGACAACUCAGCAAUCCUUGCUUUACUGUGUUAUUUAACUGAUCACUUAUGAUAAUUUAAAAAUUCCUAUAUUUACUUAUUUUUGGCCAAGUUGUGCCUUUGGUCAUGAAUUGGAAUAUUGUUAAUAGACCAAUAGUUUGAUUUUAUUAUGAAUUAGUUAUAAAAGCACAUUGCUUUCCAACUGUUCCUUUAUUCAAUUGCUGGGAAUUGUUUCCUAUAAUUGUUUACGGAUGUAUUCUCAUGUCAACAUGCAGGGAUUUAUACAUUUAACUCUCUGUGCCUUGAUGAGAAUAUCACAUCAUUUAGAGUAUAGUAAUAUUGAUUUUUAAAUAAUUUUUAGUAAAAGAUUUAGUGUUAUUGAGGCUACAAAAAAUAGUCUACAUUGAUGGCUAACAUUUUUAUAUUUUUGAACCUUCUUAGGAUUUAACUUGUGGGUUGCAUGUAGAAAAACUUUUAUUUGAUUAGAGAUGAUUAAUUUUGCAAAAUAUUUUUAUAAAUAUUUAUAGGAAACUUGAACUAUUCUCAUCUUUUCCAAGCCUAGAGAAACUAUUCACAAAUUCCUUGGCAGCAAGACUUAUAGUUAAUUCAUUUGGUUGUGUUUUUAAUCCAUAACCAAUAUUCUAAUUAAAGUUUCUGUCAAUGAUCAUUCCAAAAGCACUGGCAGAACUAUUACUACUCUUAGUUUGUGGUAGUAACAUGUUGAGGCAAGAAUGAGCCAAGGAAACUUUUGUUCAUUGGUGGGUAGAGCUUAGGAAAGUUGUUCCUUUAUUAAUGGACAAUUUGAAUUUGAUUAUCACUGGGCAAAUAGGGUACAAACUGAAAAAGAACUUUUGUUGUUGACGAGUUGUUACUGGAUUGUGGGUUAAAAAAUUAUAGGUUUUUGUCUCCUUUCUUAAAUUUAAAUGUAUCCUUCAAAUAUGAUUACCUUAUGAUCUAAGAAAAAUUAAUUUAAAACCAAGUGUUUAGUCAUGUAUUGAACUUGUAUAUCCUUAUAUAGUUCUGUUAUUGUUUGUUAGUCUGAAUCAUUUUGCUGUUGAGAAGGUUAAGAUAAAAGACUUGGAAAAAAAUCUCUCUGCUUUUGAUAAUGUCUUUUCCCUGACUUUCAGUACCUAAGCAAAUUGCCAGUUACCUUUCAUCUCAAAAUCAGUUUUGUGUUAUUCUCAUACAUUUAUUUUUCAGUUGUUCCUCUCAAUAUUUUGACCUAACCUUUUAAAAUUGGGAUGUUAAAGCCUCAAAAACAUAGUCUGAGUCAUUGAUACUAUUUUAAAGCAAACACUGAUAUGAACUGGAGAACCAAAGACAUUGUUAGCAGUAAAAUUCAUCUUUCUGUAAUCAUUUAAACUCCGUUUUCCAUUCCUUUUUGUUUAUGUCCUUUCUUAGAGAGUUUUCUUGCAGAGCCAUUGAGAAAGCAAGCCACAGGCUAUUCCUGUCUCUCAGUAUUAAAGUCAAAAUGAUUAGCCUGGUUUACCAGUUGGAUUUUCCCCAUGAACUGUCUUUUAAAUAUACCUCCUAGUUUCUCUUCGCCUUAGAUUGUGUUUAUUGUUAGGAUUUUUAGAAUUUGAUGCAUUGCCUAUACACUACAUAUUUGAUUAAAAUGAAGCUUGUUUCAAUUUUAUGUAUAUGUGUAUAUGUUGUGUCUAUUUAAAGUUAGUUCAUUUAAAACAUUAAAGUAUUACUACUCAA
Molecule: messenger RNA, 3184 nt
Organism: Monodelphis domestica (gray short-tailed opossum)
Lineage: Eukaryota; Metazoa; Chordata; Mammalia; Didelphimorphia; Didelphidae
Gene: GCH1
Product: GTP cyclohydrolase 1
Biological process (GO): tetrahydrofolate biosynthetic process; tetrahydrobiopterin biosynthetic process
Cellular component (GO): cytoplasm
Molecular function (GO): zinc ion binding; GTP binding; GTP cyclohydrolase I activity
Source: RefSeq, a predicted model, not a curated record